Messenger RNA from Sabethes cyaneus, 2200 nucleotides. RefSeq names its product ras-related protein Rab-8A (gene Rab8). The transcript has 5 exons. The record is from RefSeq and is a predicted model, not a curated record. Gene Ontology annotation, molecular function: GTPase activity; GTP binding. NCBI's taxonomy places the organism in Eukaryota, Metazoa, Arthropoda, Insecta, Diptera, Culicidae. Gene Ontology annotation, cellular component: trans-Golgi network transport vesicle; plasma membrane; synaptic vesicle. Gene Ontology annotation, biological process: protein localization to plasma membrane; protein secretion; cellular response to insulin stimulus. Bases 416 to 1042 code for a protein of 208 amino acids.
UUUACGUCGUCGUCUUAACCGCGGAGUGUGUGUGAUUGGAAUAGUUUUAGUUAUAAAUUUAUGUCAUUGCAAGAUUUACGUUGUAAUUUUUGGACUACUUUCAUUGCACUGAAUCGGAGACAACUUAUAAAUUUUCGUGAGAAAGUUGAACGUUCACGAUAUUUCAAAGGUGAAUCGGGUAACAAAGAAGUUGUGCAAAAAGGGCGAUCCUGACGAAAAGAAUAGCAGGAGAAAAAAAACUUUCGAGAGCUCAGGUUGUGUCGUCUAGCCAUCAGCAAGUGCCCGUUAGUGCGCUACAGGAGCAAGUGAGAGCACCGAUCCGCUCCAUUCAUCGCCGAUUGAAACCAGUGAAAAUCGCCUGUGCGACACUAAACAGCGCUUACCUAUCAAGGAAAUACCUGCUGGGAACAAAACGAUGGCGAAAACGUACGAUUAUCUUUUCAAGCUUCUGCUGAUUGGUGAUUCCGGUGUCGGCAAAACGUGCAUUCUAUUUCGCUUCUCCGAGGAUGCAUUCAAUACGACCUUCAUCAGCACCAUCGGCAUUGACUUCAAAAUAAGAACUAUAGAACUGGAUGGUAAAAAAAUUAAAUUACAAAUAUGGGACACCGCCGGCCAGGAACGAUUCCGCACAAUCACGACCGCAUACUACCGCGGUGCAAUGGGUAUCAUGCUAGUAUACGAUAUCACACAGGAAAAGUCAUUUGAAAAUAUCAAAAACUGGAUCCGGAACAUUGAGGAGAAUGCAUCGGCGGACGUUGAGAAGAUGCUACUGGGGAACAAAUGCGAGCUGAACGAGAAGCGACAGGUGACUCGAGACCGAGGCGAGCAACUAGCGGUAGAGUAUGGUAUCAAAUUCAUGGAAACCUCCGCGAAGGCUAGUAUUAAUGUGGACGAAGCAUUUUUCACACUUGCCCGAGAUAUCAAGUGCAAAAUGGAAAAACGAUUGGAAGCGAACAAUCCACCUAAGGGAGGUCAUCAGCUGAAAGCGUCCGAGCAACCCCGGAAGGCACCGAGUUGGUUAUCCAAGUGCAAUCUGUUUUGACCUUGUAGUAGACCUAUUACCUAUUGUAACUUUUUUAUAUAACAUACUAAUUAUACAAUAACGACGACUAUGGUAAUAUACUUGUGUAGAACGGUCAAGAAAGUAAGGUUGGAAGUGGUAACAAAUUUUUGCAUAAAUAUGUGACCACCAGAAACAGAAGAGGCAGAUCACAAAAUGAAAUGCAUGGCACAGAAAAUUAAGCUAAAUUACUCAACCAUAUUUGUUUUGUUUUGCUUCCGUGAAAAGUGCAUGUUUAGAUUAUGGAAAGGGCCUGAACCCGAAAACUGGACCCUACCCAGCUCUCACGGCACUGCACUCUAGUGCGGUUAAGAAACGAGGUAAGGUUUUUAAUUUAUUUACAUGGUAAAAAUUAGACAUACUUAUGAUGUAAAGAAACAUAAUGAGUGAUAGCACGAAUAGUUGUGGAACGAAAAACCCAUUGAGGUCUAAAAGCAAGAAAAAAUCAACAAUAGGAAGUAAAUCAAUCUUUUUCAUCAUCAGUAUACCGUACCUAUACCAUACCGGAAACUCACUGAAUCUACUCAUACUGGAAUGUUUUUUACUAUUAUCAGGGUGAUGUGUAAAUUAGGCAUUCCAUUUCUGCGCCGCGGUGUAUGCUACAGACUGGUUUGCUUAACAGUCUUUAAAGCUUCUUGUCAUAUAAUUCACGUGUAACACAUCGGUUUCAUAAACAUUUUCGAGGUGCUAGUAAUUGGGAGUUCUGCUUCGACAGGUAACUAGCGUUAAACUCAUAGAUAUUUGCGGCUCUAAUUUGUCUAAGCCUAAGCUGCUUUGUAGAGCUUCUCUCCACUAUUCGACGAUCGGUGCGCAUGUGACAGGUAAACACAUUUCAGUUAUUCAAAAACUCUUGUAAACCUUUAAAAAAUAUCAGAACACGUUUUGUUUGUUUAUAAGCUAUUCAUUAUUGGAAUGAUAACACUCAAUACUACAGAGACAGAGAAAGAAAAAAAAACAAUCGAGACAUGGAUACAUUCUACAUCAUUGUAUAUGAGAUGAAUAACGGAAUGAAACGGAAAAAAUAAACUCGUUAACGACAAAGUGUCAAAUACAAUUGUGUACGAAGAAAAGAAAAAACCGACCGGUCAAGCAAGUUUAAUUUUCAAAAUAAUGACUACAAACAACUGUCAACUUGAAUUA